GGCCCUCCCGGCGAAACCAUCCAACCCCUCCCCAUCCAAAUUCCCAAGAAAUCCAAGCGUUCCCUGGAAUUCCCGGAAUUCCGGCAUCCCGAACCUUCCAGCCUCCUCCUGGAAUUCCUGGAUUCCCUGAAAUCGGAGCUGGAGCGGCUCCGGAAUCCUCCGGGAUCCCGGGAUCAUCCGGCCAGGACCUGCCAGGACCUCAAGCUCGGCCACCCCCAGCUCCAGGAUGGGGAGUAUUGGAUCGAUCCCAACCAGGGAUGUUCCCGGGAUUCCGUCAGGGUUUUCUGCAACUUCACGGCCGGAGGGGAGAGCUGCGUGUUCCCGGAAUUCCAGCAGUUUUCCUACCGGGAUCGGGAAUCGCGGCCGCUCCCGCGGGUCCAGCUGAGCUUCCUGCGCCUCCUCAGCUCCUCCGCCCGCCAGAGCCUCACCCUGCCCUGCCCCGGGAAUCCCCGAGGCGGCUCCGGGCGGCUCCUCCUGGAAUUCCGCUCCUCGCGCCCGGAGCUGCUCCCGAUCCUGGAUUUCCACCUGGAACCGGCCGCAAUUCCCAAAAAAUCCGAAAAUUCGGGAAUCGAGCUGGGACCCGUCUGUUUCCUGGGAUAA
Molecule: messenger RNA, 600 nt
Organism: Pseudopodoces humilis (Tibetan ground-tit)
Lineage: Eukaryota; Metazoa; Chordata; Aves; Passeriformes; Paridae
Source: RefSeq, a predicted model, not a curated record